Perca flavescens (yellow perch) is the source of this 5717-nucleotide messenger RNA. RefSeq names its product rho GTPase-activating protein 6. NCBI's taxonomy places the organism in Eukaryota, Metazoa, Chordata, Actinopteri, Perciformes, Percidae. Bases 171 to 2894 code for a protein of 907 amino acids. The transcript is spliced from 14 exons. Gene Ontology annotation, biological process: signal transduction. The record is from RefSeq and is a predicted model, not a curated record.
CCAACGUGCAGGGAAGUCGCUCUUUCUUCACUUUGCGCAGCUAUGCAACACAUUCCAGCGCCACACCAGCUUCUACUUGGACCUUCCUUUUGAUGGGGAAACACUAAACUUGUCUUAUAGCUGUAGGGACGCGUUGAGCAGCGCUCAUGUGAGAUCGAAAAUAAGUUGACAUGUCUGCCAAUCAAGGACUUCUCAACAACGUCUUCUCCUGCUCUUCUCCUGCCUCCAAAGCCAUAACCAAACGGAGGCUACGCCAAACCCGGAGCCUGGACCCCGCUAUUAUAAGACACGACACCGAGACCGAGGGAGUGAGUGGCGCACAGUUUUCUGGAGCGGCGGCUGCGGACGCAGCUGUGUCUCCGGAGCGCUUGGCUGUGAAACCGGCUUUACGCACCAAGAUUCCUAAACUAAAGGAGCCCAUAACCCCGUCUCUCUCUUCUCCUUCCAUACCUUUGGAUGUUUCUCCGUCCUCCAACUUCCACUUUGACUAUGAUAUAGAGAAACGUGCCAAAAGGAAUACCGCCGGGGAUUUACCGUUUCUGGUGAGGGGGCCCAGUGGAGCGCCGUCCGGGAGCACUGGCACUCUGUUCUCUCCGCGGAGGUGGCUUCAGAAGAAAGUGCAGCCGUCCAGCUCUCACGCUUACGUGGUGUGGAAAUCAGAGGGUGAUUACACGUGGAGCAGCCUGUCGGGGCGGAGCGUGCGUCUGACGCCCGUUGCCAUCCAGAGUCUGUCUGAGCUGGAGAGGGCCAAGCUGCAGGAAGUAGCCUACACCCGUUUACACCAGGACUAUGAUCUGGGAUGUCAGAUAACCAUGCCAAAAGAUGGACAGAAGAGGAAAAAGUCGCUGAGGAGGAAGUUGGACUCGCUAUCAAAAGAGAAGAGUAAAGACAAAGAAUGCAUACCCCAGGCCUUCAGUAUAGUGCUCUCCCAGGUCAUCGCUAACGACAGAACACACAGGCAGCGUCAGGACAGCUAUCGCCAGGACCCUCCACAGCGUGAGGAGCACAAGGACUCCUCUGACCUUGUGUCGUCCAUUUUACAGUUUGCCACCAAGCGGCCGUCCAAUAAGGAGUUAUCCAGCAGUAACUCCUCUUUGAGUUCCACAUCCGAGACAGCCAAUGAGUCAACGUCACCCAACACGCCUGAGGCUGCACCCCGAGCACGCAGGAGGGGAGGCAUGUCAGUGGACUCGAUCACGGACCUGGACGACAACCAGUCCCGCCUGCUCGAGGCCCUGCAGCUCUCUCUGCCGGCCGAAACGCCGAGUAAAAAGGAGAAGCACCGUGACAAAAGGCUGAGCCUCAAUCCCAUCUACCGCCAGGUGCCCCGGGUGGUCGACAGCUGCUGCCAGCACAUCGAGAAAUACGGUUUGCAGACUGUGGGGAUCUUUAGAGUGGGAAGCUCCAAGAAGAGAGUCCGACAGCUACGUGACGAGUUUGAUCGCGGCAUUGACGUCCAGCUGGAUGAGGAGCAAAGCGUCCAUGAUGUGGCUGCCCUGCUGAAGGAGUUCCUGAGGGACAUGCCUGACCCACUCCUCACCAAGGAGCUCUACACGGCCUUCAUCAACACCACAUUGUUGGAUCCAGAUGAGCAGCAGAAUGUUACUCAGCUACUGGUCUACCUGCUCCCAGCAUGCAACAGUGAUACUCUCCACCGCCUCCUGGAGUUUCUGUCGACUGUGGCCGACCACGCCCAUGACCGGCAGGAUAAAGACAGACACGAGAUCACAGGGAACAAGAUGACGUCUCUGAACCUGGCCACCAUCUUUGGCCCCAACCUGCUCCACAAGCAGAAGAGCUCAGACAAGGAGUUCAGCGUCCAGAGCUCAGCCAGGGCCGAGGAGAGCACAGCCGUCAUCGCCGUGCUGCAGAGGAUGAUCGCCAGCUACCAAACCCUGUUCAUGGUGCCUCCUGAUCUGCAAAAUGAGGUUUUGAUGAAUCUAUUGGAGACGGAUCCAGAUGUGGUGGACUACCUGCUGAGAAGAAAAGCAUCGCAGAGUCCCGACCUGUUGCAGUCAGAGGAGCCCUUCGCCCUGAGCGAGCGCCAUUCCUCCAGCGACUCCAACAAGGUGUCCAGCGGCGAGGUGUCCCCUUAUGACAACAACUCCCCAAUCCUGAGCGACCGGAGAGGAGAGCCAGGAAGCCCGGGCGGCGAGCCGCUCUUCCGUGUCCCAGAACAGUACACUCUGGUGGGGCAGGUGGCCGGCUGGAGCAGGGACCCUGGGGCUGACACUUGGGGUGCCAAAGACGCUAUAUCAGAGGAGCACGCUAACAUUUGGGGGACGUGGCACACUACUCUGAAACAAACACUUAAGGACCAAGCAUACACAGGUUCCCAUGGCAACAUGUCAGAGGGAAGCUCCCGCAGCUCACAGGAAGGUCUCGACGGACACCAUGGCGAUGGCAGGCAGCAGGCAACGCUGCAACGGACUCAGACAGCGCCUGGCAUCGCCGAGUGCAGACCCCACCCCCCGGUCACCAGAGUGUGUGCCCAGCUCAACACCAACCCCUCUGCGACGUCACACCUCAAUAGCACGCAAGGCCUCCAUCGAGCAAGCGGACACGCACUUAACCCGACCUCGAGACCUCAAAGCGGGGUGAACACUGCCGAUGGUGGCCCUGCUGUUCGUAACGACAGCCGCUUUCCUCCUCCUUAUAACGCCCACCAUCGACUGUCUAGUUCCCAAAGUUCGCCUCAGCCCUCGACAGGUCAGCGGCCCCCUCUGCAGCGUGGGAGGCUGAGUGCAGCGCAAAGUAAUAACUCUGCCUCAACGACAGAGAACCAAAUGGUGCCGCAUAGCCCGGAGUGGCAGGACUGGCAGAGGGACCGGUGGCAGAUCUGGCAGCUGCUGUCCUCGGACAAUGCCGACGCACUGCCUGAAACGCUGGUGUGAUCUCAGACCACGAACUGCUCCGCUAGCCAACCAAUGGCGUGAUCAAAACCCAUCCAAUGACAAUCACUCCUUAUCUCUACCUUCAUUUCAAGUUCUCUCAGCCUGCCUUUCAUCCAUUCAUGGAUUUCAUCCCUCUGUGCUUCUCCUGCGUCCUAGCGCCAUGGCGUUGUUGUUUACGUGUGCAGCUGCUGCCUUACACAGACUUUUGCAUCCAAGAGCCACUAGUAUUUGUUUAAAAUGGAUGUUAAAAAGUUGCUUUCCAUACGUUUUGUCCAUAAUGACAUGAGUUGAGUUGGGAGCAUAAAAAUGCCCACCGGAAAUACCUCAAAAAAACUAUCCUUUUGUAGUUUCACAGAAUGUUACCACGACCAUAUUUUCUAUUCAGAGUGAGUUCAGUCUUCAUAUCUCAAUUGAGAACAAUAGGAAAACAUUUGUUUCUUUAGUUUGUUUUCAAUUCAUAAUUAAAAAAAACUUUCUCCAUACAGACACCAAGAUGUACCCAUUAGUAAAUGCUGCUAAAUGUCGAACUUUUGUGUGCGUACUGGUAUUGUAAUUCAGCCACACCUGUCUAAAAAUGUAUAUAUAUACAAACAUACAUACACAAUAUAUAUAAAUUGACAUGUAAAGUAUAUAAUAUGCCAUUCUACUAAAAGCAAGUCAGCUCUUUAAAUGGCAGUCUAAAUGUUGGUGUUUAAUUAUAAAGCACUUGGCUGUAAGUUUGCUUAUAUAUGUGCUCUUGCCACCUGCUGCAAGGCAGCAACAUUGUGCCAAAGUCACAAAUUGUUUUUUUUACUUCACAAUAUUUAUCGUACUGUUCAUUUCAUCCAGUUCAUUUCGGAUAAAAGACUCAAGAGCUUGGGACAUUGGCACGUCUUUGUCAGGAAUUUCAUCAUACAGGUAUAAAAAAAGGAGGCUAAUUUUAAAACACUAACAUGACAUCAUUAGGAUCAUAUUUCGGACUAUUCAUUAAAUGACUGACUCCUGAUGCUCAAACACUUAAAUUAAGAUGAAGAAAGAGCAAGCCUUAGUGGCCCACAUAAUAAAUAUCAAAAAUGUAUUUUUAUAAAAAAAGGUCAGUGUGCAUACAAAUAGACUAAUAUAGUAGUAUAAAUAAGAACCAGGGUUAUGGUUAGAUAUCCGAAAUAGUACUUUUAAAGUUACAAUCUCAAAGAUCUCCAUUUGCUCUCUUUGGCGUCACCUAUGUUAAUAAGCGGUAAUUGUAGAUGUGUUUUUGGAUCUCACCCCCCAAAGAUCCAAACUGUGUUGCCUGUGUGAUGUCAGUCAGUUGGCAAUUGAAGAGUGAGUCUGUUGCUUUAGCUCCACCUAGCCUCUCUGGCAGACCGACCACUGCUCGGUGAUGGAAAACGCAUUACUAUUGUGCAUUGCUUGUGAUUGUGUUACCUCGUUCAGCGAUAGAUAGCGACUUAGACACAAAAACGUGAAAAUAGGGUGCAGGUUGAAAAAUACUGUUGUCCUUUAAGAGACAUUUACUUAAAUGAAAAUCUUUGAGAUUAUUACUUUAAAUAAUUCUUAGCCUUUUGAAAUCAUGUCUGGAAGACCAGAGGUUUUAGAGAAACAUGUAAAAACAGUGUCACGUGUCUAAAUGUAUCGGAAUUCAAUGUAUAAAAUGUUUUCUCGCAUUGCCAAGUAUUCUAUGUCCAUUUGGUCUUUAAGAUUGAGAAUCAUUUGAAUGUAUUAUUUGACCUUAAUCUGGUUACAUCAAGGCAAAACAUAAACUACAGUCUGGAACUUUAUUUCCCAUGUUCAACGCAAAAACUGGUAUGAAGUUACACUAAUGCAUUCUUCAAGAUUAUAACCUGAUGAUUGAAAAACUAUAAAAGUCCAAACACAAUAAAGUAUAAUAAUAUCAACAGUAUUGCAUUCACAUGAAUGACUCUUGACUGAUCCGUGAUAGUAUACUUCUCAUUCUAGACUGAAUAUGCCAUCUGAGUGCAGAGUCCUUGCCUAUCUAAGAGGCUUAAAGCAUUUCACAACCAACCUGUCCAAAUCCUCUCAAAUGUCAGUCAAGUGGGUAUUUGCUGGCAAAUAUUUCACAUUUUCAAUUUAUGAUGUGCUCAGUUGAAGUCAGCGUUAAAUCUAGUGACACAUUUUGUAUAAUUUAAUGUCUUCUUUGUCUUGGUUUGCUUGUACAGUAUGUGACUUUGAGAAGUCAUCGGACAAGAACCACAAAAGUGCAAGAAGUGGAAGGAUUGUGGUAAGGUGUAUGGCGCCAUCUAUUGUCGGACCAUGUGUAUUAGCAUGUUGCUGCUCCCCACAGUCCACGGUUUCCAUGGGAUCCAUCUGUGCUCAGUUUAGAAUCAAUUAGCUUGUGAUUAUAAGCACCUUUUUGUGAAAAUUGUGUAAAUCCGUGUGAGGAAAAAAAAAUGUGCCAUAGGUCUUGCUCUUAAAAAAAAAUUCUUCAUGCAUUGGUGAAAGUUCUUAUUUUGGGAAUGUUUUUGUAUUACUUCAUUUUCUGGUGAGUGUUGUAAUAUAUAAAUACAACAGUUUUUAUUCAAGGAGAAAAACAAAUUAAGGUGGGAAUAUAAUAUAAUGAUCCUAACUUUGUCUCCCCAAGCCAAGACUAUAAUUAAUAGAAUUUUGUUUUGUAUAGCGCUUUUCAUGGAUUCAAAGUCGCUUGUCACCAUGUAAGUCUCGUUGACUUUACUAUGAAACUAAGAGAGACUUAGUGUUAUGGUGUUUUUAUUGUGGAUAUCUUUGGUGGGGUUUACUGGGUCCAAGUUGUCAAUGGAAUGUCUGGUAAUUGCUUUUGUACUGCGUGCCAUCAUCAAUAUUCUACAAUGGAAUUAAAUAUGAUAACGUUUA